AUGAUUGACAAGCACACCCAUGAAGUACACUACCAGAUUGUGUGUCCAAGCUCCAGGUACCAGGAAGUCUGGGAGAAAUUCCACGAAGCUGCUGCCCAUGCUGGUGUGGACAAGACCCUCCCCAGGAUGCGUCAGCACUUUUACUGGCCAAACAUGGAGGGGGAGCUUCAGUCAAGCCUUCCAGGAAAGGGGGUCAUUGAGCCAGGCCUGACAUCCGACUUAGAGUGCCCUUUCCUGGGUCAUUCCCAGCCUGACCCCCACCCUUUCCCUGGAGUGAAAGGAGUGAAAGUAUCUUCAGGAUGCUUCAUUCUGCUCAAGAAAUUAGCCAUAGGGCUCUUUGAGGGAGUGUUUAUCAGCAUCAAUGCGGAAGAAGCAAACCCAUUUUACACCUUGGCUAUCCAAAGGAGGAUCAUGGUGAACUCUACGGAAGCUUCCUAUUUUAUACUGACUGCAUACUCUGACACCGGGGUUUUUAAAUACCUAUAUUUCCUGAUCAUUCUGGCUUUGUAUAUUUGUAUUAUAGGUGCCAAUAUGUUGCUGAUUGUGGUUAUCUGUGUGAACAGGAGCUUACAUGAACCUAUGUACCUUUUUCUGUGCAGCCUGUUUGUAAAUGAACUGUAUGGUAGUACAGGGUUGUUUCCAUUCCUUCUGGUUCAGAUCCUCUCUGACAUUCACACUGUUUCUGCUCCGCUCUGCUUCCUGCAGAUUUUCUCUGUGUAUACAUAUGGAAAUGUACAGUUUUAUAUUUUAACCGUCAUGUCUUAUGACAGAUAUCUUGCUAUCUGUUAUCCUCUGCAAUAUAACACAUAUAUGACAUCUAACAAAGCUUCCUUUCUUAUUGCAGUGUCAUGGUUUUUCCCUUUUCUUGGAAUUGUUGUUAUGAUAUUCCUGACUCUGUCUUUGCAGCUGUGUGGGAACAUACUUAAUACAGUGUACUGUGGAAAUUACUCCAUUGUUAAGCUGGCCUGCUCUGACACCAGGGUCAAUAACAUUUAUGGACUCUUUUACACUGUUUUCUCCAUCAUCAUUCCUCUGCUUUUAAUCCUCUACACGUACAUGAGGAUCCUCAGAGUGUGUUUCUCUGGCUCCAAACAGACCAGACAGAAAGCUCUCAGUACCUGCACACCUCACCUCGCUUCCUUGCUUAACUUCUUUUUUGGAGCUUUUUUCCAGAUAUUACAGAGCAGGUUUGAUAUGAGCAGUGUUCCCAACAUUCUGAGCGUUUUAUUAUCCCUGUACUUUCUAACAUGCCAGCCUCUCUUUACCCCAGUCCUGUACGGGCUGAAGAUGUCUAAAAUCCGCAUCAUAUGUAAGCGUCUGUUGUACGGAGAAGUGUAGGUCAUCAAGAGAUUGCAGAGAAAGAGAAUGAAAGGACCCUGACUUCAGCAGUAUUAACUCUAAUGACGUGUCUAGUUCACUGUGUGCAGAGGAAGGAAAUGAAACGUGCAGCUGUACAUGUGCUGAGCUUGAUGCUGCUCUCUCUUUCUGUUUCUUAUCUUGCUUUUCACUUUUCAUAUCAGCCUCAGUGAUUUUAGGAGAACCCUGAAAGGUCCAUGAGUCAGGACGUUAGGAGUGAAGCUGAAGUUAAAGCUGAAUGAAGCUUCUCGCUGUGAACAGACACAGAGCAGCUUCAUAUCAACUAUGUUCCCAAUAUGUUGAUAGUAUUUUCACCAUUGUAUUCUCUCACAUGUAAUGUGUCCCAAAUAUACAUCCUGUGUACAAAUCAGCUGUUAGCUUUCACAUCACCUGUGACCUUAUGAGUAUAAAUCAAUGCAGCGUUGUACUACACUGAAUAAAUAACACACACAGCG
Molecule: messenger RNA, 1811 nt
Organism: Trematomus bernacchii (emerald rockcod)
Lineage: Eukaryota; Metazoa; Chordata; Actinopteri; Perciformes; Nototheniidae
Product: olfactory receptor 11A1-like
Exons: 4
Coding region: 1-1338 (445 amino acids)
Biological process (GO): G protein-coupled receptor signaling pathway
Cellular component (GO): membrane
Molecular function (GO): G protein-coupled receptor activity; olfactory receptor activity
Source: RefSeq, a predicted model, not a curated record